AAAGUCUCACAUGAGACUGAAGGAAAUAGGAGGAGUACAACAUGACUUAGCUUUGGUAUUUCUUAGUGUGUUUAUAACUGAAAAGGCCAUGAAGACGAGCUUGGCAUGUAUUCUAAUAUUCAUUCAGCUUUUUGAAGCCUACGCAGAGUUGAUCUUUAGGCAGCUGACGGAGAGCCAGUCACUGGAGCUCUCCUGUUCCCCUCGGCUGGAGCGUAGCAGCCUGACGGUCCUCCACCUGUACCACCGCAGUGCCCAGAGCCAGACCACCCUGCUGUCCAUGGCCGAGGGCGGCGAGCUGAAGGUCGACCCGGAACACAGAGGGCGGCUGCAGAUCUGUGGAGGUCUGGACUCCCUGCAGGUCAAUGUGACCAUGUCCCAUUUACAGCGUAGUGAUACGGGACUCUACAUGUGGGAGCUGAUUUACAGAGAGAACAGCUCUAAUCAGAUCAUCCUCAGUGCUCAAAAGGUGUUCUUGUUGGUUGAAGGGACAGGGAGGUCAUGCCAGUGCUCUCCCAGUUACCCUCCUCUGCUCUUGACCAUCUUCAUAGUAGCAGGGCUUCUUCUACUCACACUCAGCUGGCUGGCCAUAGAGAAAUGUGUGAAGGCGAGGCAUCAUCACAGACCACAACCUCCGGUUCCUAUAUAUGAGGAAAUGACCAGGAAGCCGCAGAGUGCCGGAAUCCACCAAAAUAACCCUGAGGCCCCAUCGCACCUGGAGGAAGUCAACUUCCCCGUGUACGCUAACAUGCGACAAUCACAGGACAACUAUUACGCCUGUCCCAGACAGCUCGCCCUCAGAGCCUGACGUGACUUCUGGCAUCGCACUAAUGGUGCAGAGAACAUUUACAAGAAGCCACCAGCUCUACUGCAGCAAUAUAAUAUGAGAGGGAGAACUGACUUCUCAUCCAGGAAAUAAAAAAGAUUGGUGGAAAAAAGCCACAGAGACAAACACCAAAUGGCACAUCUGUAACAGCCAAGAAAAAAAAUGCUAUUUUAUUAAUAUUGAAAGAAGCUCCAUAGUUCAUGAAAACAUUUGUUUCGGUGCAUGUCAUGUAACGAUCACAUUCUAUGAGGAUAAAGAUAUACAGAGA
Sander lucioperca (pikeperch) is the source of this 1091-nucleotide messenger RNA. RefSeq lists its product as uncharacterized. The record is from RefSeq and is a predicted model, not a curated record. Gene Ontology annotation, molecular function: signaling receptor activity. Gene Ontology annotation, biological process: adaptive immune response. Gene Ontology annotation, cellular component: membrane. The transcript has 4 exons. Bases 11 to 805 code for a protein of 264 amino acids. NCBI's taxonomy places the organism in Eukaryota, Metazoa, Chordata, Actinopteri, Perciformes, Percidae.